Molecule: messenger RNA, 2556 nt
Organism: Mauremys reevesii (Reeves's turtle)
Lineage: Eukaryota; Metazoa; Chordata; Testudines; Geoemydidae
Product: serine protease 53-like
Exons: 22
Biological process (GO): proteolysis
Molecular function (GO): serine-type endopeptidase activity
Source: RefSeq, a predicted model, not a curated record
AUGGGGAUCCAUCAGACCGAGGGGAAGCUGCUGCCUGUAGGGGAUUUGCUGGUGGAAUGGUUCCACUCCCAUGCUCCAGGGCAGAAAGGAAUUGCCUGCCUCCAGCAAGGAGCAGCAGCAGCAGGACCAGUUUGUGGCCAGCAGAGAGUCUAUAGCCGGAUCGUCGGCGGGGUCAAUGCCCUGAGAGGGGAGUGGCCCUGGCAGGCCAGCCUGCAGCUCCGCGGGGAGCACAUGUGUGGAGGGACCCUGAUCGGUGACAAAUGGAUUCUGUCAGCUGCUCACUGCUUCAUCGGGAAAGACACGACCAAGGACCCAUCCGCCUGGAAGGUGGUGCUGGGGCGUCUGCAGCUGAAUGGUGACCCGUUACAGGGCGUAGUGCGGAACGUGUCCCAGAUCAUCACCCAUGAGCAGUACAAAGACUACACCAAGGGCUUGGACAUCGCCCUGCUGCGGCUGGCUGAGCCUGUCUCCUUCAGCCAUGACGUAGGCCCCAUCUGCCUGCCCUACCCCAACCACCGAUUCGCCUUCGGGUCCCAGUGCUGGGCCACCGGCUGGGGCAGGGUGAAGGAGGACAGUGAGUGAGAGGGGAGAAAGGUGGAGCUGGACCUGCUCAGUGCAGAGACCUGCAACUGCAUCCACAAUAACCUGCGCCAGAAGGAGCUCUCCAACCCUGCCGGGCCAGGGCUGAUCUGUGCCGGGUAUCAGAGUGGAGGCCAGGGGCCCUGCCAGGGUGAUUCCGGGGGGCCGGUGGCCUGCUCCGAGAACGGGACGUGGUUCCAGGCUGGGAUCAUGAGCUUCUCAGUGGGCUGCGCCCAGCCCCACAGCCCCAUCCUGCUGACCGAGGUCACAGCCUACACCAGCUGGAUCCAGAACCACACCGGGGGAGCCUCCUUCGCUGUCCAAACUGUGCCACCCCCCUUCAGCAGCGACCAUGGAAAAUGCAGAGGUUGCGGGAAGCUGAAGGGUCAUGAGCUGAGUGUCACUGCCAAGGGGCCUUGGCCCUGGUACGUGAGCCUGCAAUCCGGGGGGCAGCACGUCUGUGGGGGAGCACUCAUCGCCGAGAGCUGGGUGCUGGCGGCCGCUCACUGCUUCAUCGGGCGGCAGGAACCCGCUGACUGGAAGGUGCUCCUGGGUGAGCAGCGGGAGGGGGCAGAGUCACGCUGGCAAGAAGAGAGAGGCCUCCAGAAGCUCAUCCUCCACGCAGCCUACGUGAACAUGACCGAGGGCUCUGACAUCGCGCUGCUGAUGCUCGCCAAGCCAGUGGUGUUUGGGGAGAACAUCUGGGCUGUCUGCCUCCCCUACGACACACACCGAUUCCAGCUCGGCAGCACCUGCUGGGUCAGGGGACGGGAGAAUGCUCGGGCGCCCGCACCGCAGUCGCUACAGGGCGUGGAGGUGGAUCUCAUGGGACCUGUCGCCUGUAACUGCGCCUACAACCAGAGCAGCUCAGCUGGUGAGGCAGUGUCCAUCCUCCCAGACAUGCUUUGUGCUGCCCAACAGGAGGCGAACACCAGCUGUGAGGGCGAUGAUGGGGGGCCUCUGAUUUGCAAUGAGAAGGGCACCUGGUUCCUGACUGGCCUCUCCAGCUUUGGCAAUGGCUGCGGGAGGAAGAGACAGCCCGGGGUGUACACAGAAGUUAGAGCAUACGAGAAAUGGAUCAUGGACAUCACACGGGAUGGUUACUUUGCCAAGCAGCCCAUGCCAGUUCCAGUGGUCCUUCUGGUGGAGACGGAGAAAAGCCAGUGCCAACUAGUGGUACCACAAGAGGGGAAGGUUCCGGUGGAGAGGGUGAAAAGCCAGUGCCAACUACUGGUGGUACCACACGUGGGGAAGGUCCCGGUGGAGAUGGGGAAAAGCCAGUGCCAACUACUGGUACCACAAGAGGGGAAGGUUCCGGUGGAGAGGGUGAAAAGCCAGUGCCAACUACUGGUGGUACCACAAGAGGGGAAGUGUGGCAGUAGAGUCAAGGCUCAGUCCCGGUGGAGAGGGGGAAAAGCCAGUGCCAACCACUGGUACCACAAGAGGGGAAGGUUCCAGUGGAGAGGGGGGAAAGCCAGUGCCAACCACUGGUGGUACCACACGUGGGGAAGGUUCCGUUGGAGAGUGGGAAAAGCCAGUGCCACCCGGUGGUGCCACAGAAGAGGAAGGUUCUGGUGGAGAGUGGGAAAAGCCAGUGCCACCCGGUUGUGCCAAACAAGGAGAAGUUUCCAGCAGAAAGGGGCAGAAGUCAGUCCCACCUGGUUGUGCCAAACGAGGGGAAGGUUCCAGUGGCAAGGGGCAGAAGCCAGUGCCACCCGGUGGUGCCAAACGAGGGGAAGGAAAAAAAGUGAAGGGACACAAAGGAAAGAACCAUGUCUCUUAGCCACCGACCCACAAAAGAGAAUUCUGCUCCCCCCACGCUCCGUCUGUUUGCUUCACCCAAUGGAAGAUUGUCACGUGCUAAUCGGCAGCUCUGUCUAUUUCCUGUGCCGUCCCAGCUGCUGAGAUGUGGAAUCAGGCACGAGAGAAGCCACUCGCCUUCAUUUGUGUUCUGAUCCCUUCCCAGUGGGAUCUCCU